Molecule: messenger RNA, 6102 nt
Organism: Salarias fasciatus (jewelled blenny)
Lineage: Eukaryota; Metazoa; Chordata; Actinopteri; Blenniiformes; Blenniidae
Gene: myo3a
Product: myosin IIIA
Biological process (GO): regulation of actin filament length; positive regulation of filopodium assembly; sensory perception of sound
Cellular component (GO): filopodium tip; stereocilium tip; photoreceptor inner segment
Molecular function (GO): protein binding; microfilament motor activity; protein serine/threonine kinase activity
Source: RefSeq, a predicted model, not a curated record
GGCCACUGUGCCCAUGCUAACCUUCUGCACAGAAAUGGAUUAAUUAGUUGUUUUUUUUUGCAAAAUGCCCCGUGUCUUAUUGAGAGAACAAUGAGAUCUCUCCUGAAGAUGUUUCCACAAUCAGGGAAAUCGAUUGUCUUUGACAACUUUCCGGAUCCGAGCGACACCUGGGAAAUCAUCGAGACAAUCGGGAAAGGGACGUACGGGAAAGUCUACAAAGUGCUCAACAAAAUCGAUGGGAGCAAAGCAGCUGUGAAGAUCCUGGAUCCCAUCCAUGACAUCGACGAGGAGAUCGAAGCAGAAUACAACAUCCUCAAAGCUCUAUCCGACCACUCCAAUGUCGUCAAGUUUUACGGGAUGUUCUACAAGAAGGACGUGAAAUGUGGCGACCAGCUGUGGCUCGUACUGGAGCUCUGCAAUGGCGGCUCCGUGACGGAUCUGGCCAAAGGCAUGCUGAAGAGAGGCGACCGCAUGGAGGAAGCCAUUAUUGCGUACAUCUUGCACGAGGCCCUCAUGGGGCUCCAGCACCUGCACGUCAACAAGACCAUCCACCGGGAUGUCAAAGGCAAUAACAUCCUAUUGACGACGCAGGGAGGGGUCAAACUCGUGGAUUUUGGUGUUUCGGCGCAGCUGACGAACACCCGUCUGAGGAGGAACACCUCUGUGGGGACUCCGUUCUGGAUGGCUCCCGAGGUGAUCGCCUGUGAGCAGCAGCUGGACUCCACCUACGAUGCCCGCUGCGACGUCUGGUCGCUCGGCAUCACCGCCAUCGAGCUGGGAGAUGGAGACCCGCCCCUCUCUGACCUCCAUCCAAUGAGAGCUCUCUUUAAAAUACCCAGAAACCCUCCGCCUACUCUCCACCAGCCCGAGCUCUGGUCAGACGACUUUAAUGACUUCAUCUGCAAAUGUCUGAUUAAGGACUUUGAGCUGAGACCGAAUGUACUAGACCUGCUCCAGCAUGUGUUCAUCAAGCAGACGGUCGGCAGAGAGAGAAUCCUGCAGAAACAACUGAUUGAGCUCAUUGAUCUCAAUCAGCAGAUGGGAGUGAUUGAAAAAACAAGCCAUCAUGGAAAGACAGACAGGAGCUCAGACAGUAAUGACAGGCAUGAACGUAUCCACACCAAAAAAGGAAGCAACAUGAAGUCCCAGAGCGAUCCAGACGAGGUGGACGACCUCGCCACCCUUGAAGUUCUAGAUGAGAACACCGUCACAGAACAUCUUCAGAGCCGCUACGCCAGAGAUCAGAUCUACACGUACGUGGGAGACAUCCUCAUUGCAGUCAAUCCUUUCCAUAAGAUGGAGAUUUACACGCCUGAGUACAAUAAGAUCUACAUUGGAGCGAAGCGCACGGCCAACCAGCCGCACAUCUUCGCCGUGGCCGACAUCGCCUACCAGUCCAUGGUGUCGUACAACACCGAUCAGUGUGUGGUCAUCAGCGGGGAAAGUGGAGCCGGGAAGACGGAGAGCGCUCAUCUGUUGGUGCAGCAGCUGACCGUUCUCGGGAAGGCCAAUAAUCGGACCCUCCAGGAGAAGAUCCUGCUGGUCAACAGCCUGGUGGAGGCGUUCGGAAACGCCUGCACCGUCAUCAACGACAACUCCAGCCGCUUUGGGAAGUACCUGGAGAUGAAGUUCACCUGCGGAGGGACGGUGGUCGGGGCGCAGAUAUCCGAGUACCUGCUGGAGAAGUCGAGAGUCAUCCACCAAGCCAUAGGAGAGAGGAACUUCCACAUCUUCUACUACAUUUACGCGGGUUUGGCCGACAGGAAGAAACUCGCCCACUACAAGCUCUCCGACAGCAAAACACCUAAGUAUCUGUGUAACGAACACAUAAAAUUAGGGCCUGACAUCGUGAGCAACCCGUUCUACAAGGAGCAGUUCGAUGCGGUGGAGCAGUGUUUCAAAGUCAUCGGGUUCACCCUGGAGGAGCUGGGCAGCGUUUACAGCACUCUGGCCGCCAUCCUGAACUCCGGAGACAUCGAGUUCUCUCCAGUCGCCUCCGAGCACCAGACGGACAAAAGCAACAUCUCCAACGCUUCUGUCCUGGAGAACGUGGCGUCGCUGCUGUGCAUCCGGUCAGACGAGCUGCACGAGGCGCUCACCUCGCACUGCGUGGUGGCCCGGGGCGAGACCAUCGUCAGGCCCAACACGGUGGAGAAGGCGGUGGAGGUGAGGGACGCCAUGGGCAAAGCGCUGUACGGCCGCCUCUUCAGCUGGAUCGUCAACCGCAUCAACGCGCUGCUGCGACCUGACAGCCACCUCGGGGAGGACGAUAAAGGCCUGAACAUCGGCAUCCUGGACAUCUUCGGCUUUGAGAACUUCAAGAAGAACUCCUUCGAGCAGCUCUGCAUCAACAUCGCCAACGAGCAGAUCCAGUUUUACUUCAACCAGCACAUAUUCGCCUGGGAGCAGGACGAGUACCUGAACGAAGAGGUGGACGCUCGAAUGAUUGAGUACGAGGACAACCGGCCGCUGCUGGACCUCUUCCUGCAGAAGCCCAUGGGGAUGCUGUCGCUCCUGGAUGAGGAGAGCCGCUUCCCGCAGGCCACAGACCAGACUCUCGUCGAGAAAUUCGAAGAUAAUCUGAAGACGAAAAGCUUCUGGAGGCCGAAGAGGGUUGACCUGGGCUUUGGGAUUCAUCACUACGCUGGAAAAGUGAUUUACAACGCUGCAGGAUUCUUGGCCAAGAACAGAGAAACGCUGCCGCCGGAUAUCGUCCUGCUGCUGCGGUCGUCCGAGAACGAACUCAUCCGAAAACUCGUCACCCAUCCGCUCACCAAAACAGGCAACCUUGCCCACACCAAGGGUAAAGGCGUAAACACAAUGCGGAGCCCGCGGACGCCGACACGCACCAUCACCUUCGCCAAGAUGGGAAUGCUAACCUUGUACAGUUAUUUUUCUUUUAGUGAGCUUUCUCCAGAGAAAAAAUACGUGGUCGAUGUGCCUCUCGAUGACACAGUACAAAUACAAACGCCGGGUGAUUCUUCGGAAACCCCCGCUCACCCGAGAGAAACCACAAACAUGAGAACACAGACCGUGGCCUCCUACUUCAGAUACUCCCUGAUGGACCUUCUGUCCAAGAUGGUGGCCGGGCAGCCUCACUUUGUGCGCUGCAUCAAGCCCAACAACGACCGCCAGGCCAACAAGUUCGACCGGGAGAAGGUUCUGGUCCAGCUGCGAUACACCGGCGUCCUGGAGACGGCCAAGAUCCGACGGCAGGGCUACUCACACCGCAUCCUCUUCGCUAACUUUAUAAAGAGGUACUACAUCCUGGCUUUCCACGCCCACGAGGAGCCGGCCGUGACGCCCGAGACGUGUGCUGCAAUACUGGAGAAGACCAAGCUGGAGAACUGGGCCAUGGGGAAGACCAAGGUCUUCCUGAAGUACUACCACGUGGAGCAUCUGAACCUGAUGGUGCAGCAGGCCACGCAGCGGAUCGUCCUGCUCCAGGCCUGCGUCCGGGGCUGGCUGGGCGCCAAGCGCUACCGGCGGCUCCUGAAGGAGCGGGAGCAGAGCGCCCUGGUGCUGCAGUCAGCUUACAGAGGUCAUAAAGUCCGGAAACGGGCCGCUGAUGACAAAAGCAAAGCCAAGCUGGAGGCCUUCAUCAUCCGGUUCCAGGCUGUUUGCAGACGAUAUCUCGCGAAAAAGAAGUACCAGGAGCUCGUGGAUGAGAAGAACAAAGCAGCCACCAAGAUUCAAGCUCGCUACAGAGGGCACAAAGAGAGGAAGAGUUUCCAGAGGAAACGGGAAGCCAGAGAGAAACAGAAAGCCGAACAGGCUCUGAAAGAGACGGAGGGAGCAGCAGCAGAGGCAGACAAAAACACCACCGAAGAAGAAAGUACCCCUUCUCCAGAAGGCAACGGGAAGACCGAGGAAGAAGAGGAAACUAAAGCUGCCGUUGUUCUUCAGAGCAACUUCAGAGGAUACAAAGAGAGGAAGAAGUUUAAGGAGCGGAAAAAGACGAUGGCUGGAGCUGAGCUGGAGAUACCGAACGAAGCGGUGGAAGAAAGCCAGGAAGCAGGAGGCAAAGGAGAGAACGAUGAAGACGAGAGCACCUAUGAAGCAGAGGAGAACGACGACAGCGAUCACACUCAGGUGCCAGAAGACGAGGAGCAUACGGAAGUGGCAGAUGAGCCUGUGAUCGGAGACGCAGAUCCUGGAAACGAAGAGGACAAGAAGGAGGAAGUGAACCUGGAAGAGGAAACCAAGGCAGCCACCGUCCUCCAGAGUAACUUCAGGGGUCACAAAGAAAGGAAGAGACUGCAGGAGGAAGGGAAGAUCCCAGCAAGGAAACAGGAAGUGAAGAGUUCCACAAGUGAAGACGCUGAAAGAGAAGAGUCGACAGCAGCUCAGGCCGAACCGGAGCAGGCGAAGUCAGACGAUCCAGACGAGACCAAAGCAGCGGUGGUGCUGCAGAGCAACUUCCGCGGCCACAAGGAGCGAAAACGGCUGGAAGAGGAGGGCAAAAUCCCCCGGAAGAGGAAGACCGAGCCAGACGGACCGCCACAACCUCCCAAAGAGGAGCAGGAAGCGUCGGCGGCAGAAUCCCAGCAGGACGGUUCUGCCGAGACCUCCGGGGGUCUGGAGGAGGAAAAGGCAGCGACUGUCCUUCAGAGCAACUUCAGAGGCCACCGAGACCGAAAGAAGCUGAAGGCGGAGCGAGAAGCCCAGAGGAGAGCUGAGGAGUCCAGCGAGGUUCCCCUGGAGUCGGAAGAGAAACAGGGCGAGGCGGCAGAGCAGGAGGAGGCGCUGGACGUCAAUGACGUUCUGAUCGAGCGCAGAGAGGAGACGGACGAGGAGAAGGAGCGGCAGGAGGAGGAGCAGGCCGCGGUGAAGAUCCAGAGUAACUUCAGGGGCUACAAGGACCGAAAGCAGCUGAAGGCCAACAAGCAAACGGCUCAGCACGAAGCCAGGAGGGUGGAGAGCUUCUCCAAGGAGAUUGCCAAGACUUCUCAGGAGUUUCUGGCCCUGCAGAGGAAGUUGAACGAGAUAAUCCAGGCCCAUCAAUCAAACCCGGAGAGCAACGGCAUGUUCGUGAGAGGAAAAGCAAUCAAUGGCUACGCUCCCCAGCGUCGCCAAUCAAUGGAUCAGAGGUCGUCCAGGACGCCCCGCAGGACUCAGCAGCCAAAGACCCUGAACACCCCGGAGGACUCCACCUACUACACCCUCAUCCAUCGGUCCGUCCAGGAUGACAAACGGAAACCCAGGAAGGAGGGUCCCGGGAAGCUGCUGGACGUAGACGACCAGUACUACGGCACGCUGCCCACCAGCCGGUCCGAGCCCUCCAUCCCCACCGAGUCGGCCUCGUGCAGCGGCGGCGGCGCGCCCGAGAGGCGGCGCUCCGUGGGCCGGAGGCAGUCCACGGGCAGGAGGCGGUCGGCGGGCCGCCGGCGCUCCACGGACAGGCAGCAUCCGGCCGAGCACAGAGCCGCUUCCAGCAGAACGACCAGGGAGAGAGCCGUCUCCGAGCCGGAGCCGCCCUCACCUGCCAAAGACAGCAGGCGUUCGCUCCCCAGGAUGUCGUCCACGGACAGCCGGGCCGAGGACAACCCGUACGACUACAGACACCUGCUGAGGAAGACGUCCCAGAGAAGACGACUCAUCAAGCAGUACUGAGCGCCUGGAGGAGCCUCGGCUCCGUCAGACUGACGCUCUUGAAGUGGCAUAUCGCAUCGUUGUGCUUUAUUCCAACACAAAGACGAAGCGUUUGAUUCUCUACAGUUCGGAGAUGAACUCUGCUGCUAUAUUUUUCUUUGAAUCGCUGCUGGGCUAAUUUUGUUGAAUGCAGGCUAGAGAGUGAAUGUAAAUGUAAAUAAUUAACUUAUUGAAGCCUAAAUUAUUCUAUGAAUUCAGGUUUGUUUAAGCGAUCUGUAAUCUAGCUCUUGAUAUUUUGGCAUUUUCUCUUUUUAAUGACCCAUAAAAAUUGCUAUUAAACUUGAAUACUUUGGAUUUCAAGAAUGCAUCUUUGGAAAAUCUGCUUUGGCACUGAAAUGUUGUAAGAAAUGUGCUUUAUUUUCUCUGCUGUCAUUUUUGGUUUGUUCAUUUAAACAUAAAAUUCUUUAAAUUUCCUCCUCGCUUUACAUUCUUUCCUUUCAACUGCUCUCA